UGGGCACGCUGGCGAAGAUGUGGCGCGACGAGGGCUUGGCUGGGUACAUGCGCGGAAACGGCACGAACGUGGUGCGGAUAGUGCCGUAUAGUGCAGUGCAGUUUGCGACAUAUGAGCAGCUCAAGAAGAUGCUGAUGGAGGAGGGCAAGACGGAGCUCGAUACGCCGCGGCGACUGACUGCGGGCGCCGGUGCUGGCAUUGCCUCGGUGGCGGCGACCUACCCGCUGGACAUUGUGCGCACGCGGAUCAGCGUGCAGACGGCCCAGGCUCUGGCCAACAUCGACAAGCUGCCCAAGGACGCGCGCGGCCGGCCAGUGAUCCCCAAGAUGCCCGGCAUCUGGAAGACCUUUGUCGAGAUCUACACCAAGGAGGGCGGUCUGCGUGCAACGUACCGUGGAUUCGGUGCGACCUUGGCCGGUGUUGCUCCGUACAUUGCGCUGAACUUCCAGUGCUACGAGGUGCUGCGCAAGUUCUUCACGCCUGAGGGCGAGAGCGCGCCGUCGGGUCUGCGCAAGCUGGUCUGUGGUGCUCUGGCUGGCUGCUGUGCGCAGACUAUCACGUAUCCGUUCGAUGUGCUGCGUCGCCGCAUGCAGGUCACAUCUAUGUCGGGCAUCAACUACCGGUACUCCAGCACCUGGGAUGCCGUCAAGCAGAUGAUCAAGUCUGAGGGCGUGCUGGGCUUCUACCGUGGCCUGGUGCCCAACUACCUGAAGGUUGCGCCUGCUAUUGGCGUUAGCUUCUGGUCGUACGAGCUGUGCAAGGAUGCGCUCAAGUCGUGGUAGGACGCUACAUAGUCGUAUUCUUUUUCUUGGAUUGAUGGACGUGGAAGGAGCUGGCGCGGAUGCUGCUAUGUGCAGCAGUCUUUUUGCCACCUCCUCUCCGCCCUUUAUACGCUUCUGGUUUUCUUCUGUAACCCCCAUUUCCGUUACCAGAUUCA
This is a messenger RNA of Linderina pennispora, 937 nucleotides long. RefSeq names its product mitochondrial carrier. The record is from RefSeq and is a predicted model, not a curated record. Gene Ontology annotation, biological process: transmembrane transport. Lineage: Eukaryota; Fungi; Kickxellomycota; Kickxellomycetes; Kickxellales; Kickxellaceae. The transcript has a single exon. Bases 18 to 782 code for a protein of 254 amino acids.